Molecule: messenger RNA, 942 nt
Organism: Fusarium venenatum
Lineage: Eukaryota; Fungi; Ascomycota; Sordariomycetes; Hypocreales; Nectriaceae
Product: RTA1 like protein-domain-containing protein
Cellular component (GO): fungal-type vacuole; plasma membrane
Source: RefSeq, a predicted model, not a curated record
AUGUCCACUCAAAAUAACACCAUACCUAGCUACGCCAACUGCCAUGAAGUUACCUCUUUCUGCAAGAUCGAGUACACUGUUUUUGGCGACUAUCUCUCCAAAGGGGCCUCGGCCUUCUUUGUCAUUACCUUCAUCAUCCUACUUCUCCUACAACUAUGGUAUGGCAUUCGUGGUAAAAUGUGGUCAUUUAUGAUUUGGCUCGGAAUCGGCACCUUGUUUGAACUCCUUGGCUACAUUGGGCGAUUUGCCUUAUCUAAGAACCCUUGGAACAUGAACGCUUUUCUCAUCCAGUACAUCACUCUCCUUUUGGCCCCAACACUACUCGCGGCCGCAAUUUCCAUCACUUUCAAAUAUCUCGUUAUAUGGUACGGACCACAAUGGUCUAUACUGCGCCCCAAGCUUUAUCCUCUUGUUUUUGUUGGGUCGGACAUUGUCUCUAUUUUUGUACAGGUUAUCGGCGGUGGUAUGAUGGCUACAAGUACGACAGGUAAAGGCAACGAAACUACCACUAAACUUGGCGAAGGUCUUGUUAUUGGUGGAAUUGCAUUUCAGGCUGUCAACAUGCUGUGCUGUGCAACUCUGAUGCUUAUCUAUGCAAAGCGACGCAGGUCGAGCUUGCGCGUUGGGUUUGAGGAUCUGAACCGAGUCGAAUCUCCUCCAGUGUGUGUUGAAAACAGCGCGAAAAUGGCCAAGAGAAUCAAAGUGUUCUGUGUUAUUCUAGGCAUAGCCUACACCGCUAUCAUCAUUCGUUGCACCUACCGCAUAUUUGAAGCACUGCCAGCAACAUCUGCAAAGGUCAUAAGAAACGAAACCCUGUUUUACGUUUUUGAUGGCUCUUUAAUACUGUUAGCCACUGGACUUGUUACAAUAUUUCACCCCUACAGGAUGUUUCCCACCCUUGGGCAGAAAGACCAACAAGAACAACACUUCGGCUUGCAGUAG